Molecule: messenger RNA, 1537 nt
Organism: Brassica napus (rape)
Lineage: Eukaryota; Viridiplantae; Streptophyta; Magnoliopsida; Brassicales; Brassicaceae
Product: zinc finger protein JAGGED-like
Exons: 1
Coding region: 1-843 (280 amino acids)
Molecular function (GO): DNA-binding transcription factor activity
Source: RefSeq, a predicted model, not a curated record
AUGGAGAACCAAGUUAUGUCUUCUGGAAGCUCUUCCGUGGUCCAACCCGAAAAAUGCAAUGACAUUAAUGUGGCUGUGGAGGAGUCCAGGGAGAAGGCAACGGAGAACAACAAUUCGGGACUAGGGUCUGAUCCUCAGGAAGUUAUGUCUGAAAGGAGGAUUGAGAACCCUAGUCGCGGAUAUAGUGCUGUCCGAACAGAAAACGGCAUCAUGCAGCAUUACACAUCAGAAACUAAUAAGAUCUUCACUUGUCGCUUUUGCAAUAAACGGUUCUCAGCCUCUCAAAGCCUAGGUGGUCACAUGAACGCGCACAAGAGGGAGCUACAAUGGGAAAGGAAGCGGAAGGAGAUGGAACAGAUGGAACAAGAGUUCCAUUUUCAGUGGAUGUUAAGUCAAUAUUCACAAGGUGAUUUAUCAAAUGAUAAUAAUCUUGGGAACAUUUCUGAACCUUUCAAACGCAUAUGUACCGGCCUUUACCCAUCUUUCAAUAGCGGACUCAUGGACAUGAAUAUGACCGUGGUUCCUCGCAUGGCUCCUACUGGCUUCUUCUCAGGGAACACUUUCACUAACGGUUUCUUUUCAGGGGGACUUGAGCCAAUGCCCUCCUACAACAACUAUCCCCCGAUGCUCCCUAGAAACGUUCCUCCUUUUCCUCCACAUAGGACUACCAAUCUUCCUAGCUAUUGGUAUCCGCAAGAGAAUGUAUUGAACGAGGAGGAUGUCAUCUUAAAGCUAGGAAAUGACAAUAUUGUGGAGAUUGAUGAUGAUGAUGAUGACGACGAUGCUGUUGAUCAGCCAGAAGAAGGGACUUCUAAGAGCUGGGGCGCUGAUCUAUCCCUUUAAGUAUUGUUUAGUUUUCAUUUUGAGGUAUCAUAUCUAUUAGAGACCUAUCUAUCAUAUGUAUCUAUGGAUGUUGUUUUUCUCUUUUUAAAUUUUAUGGUAUUCAAUUUUAUAUAUUCCUUUGGAUGUAACAUCUCUUCUUCUUUGUUGAAUUGCUUUUUUAAAUCAAUUUAUGAUUCCUAUUUUCUGCCAUCUAUAUAUCAGGAGUCUUUUUAUCAUUUCGGCUGUUGUCAAAAUCCUUGGUUUAAAUCAAUUUAUGAUUCCCUUGAUUACAAACCUUUCGAUCAGAACUAUUUAUCCACAUACUUAAAUUUCUUAAUUAAGUUAGUCGAGUUGAUAUUUUAAUGUUGAUUUAAAGAGAGUGCGUGAAGAAAAUUGAGUUUCAUGAUACAUCAUCUAUCAUCUAUCUUAUAAAAGUAAAAGUAUCUUUAGUAUUUGUUUGGAAACAUGGAUAGUGGUAAAUAAAUAAAUAUAAUGCUGUUUAGAAACAUUGAUAGCAGUAAAUUAGAAAAAUAAGUAAUGGGCUUAUGCUAUUAAAAAAAUUGAAAGUCCAUUACAUUAUAUUAAAAAGUAAUGGACUUAUAUUAUUUGAUAUACAUAUUCAAAUCAAAACAAUAAUUUAAAAUUAAUUUAUAUCAAAAAAUUAUUCAAAAUCUACAUAUAUUCAAAAAUUGAUUUUUACUAACAUAUUUUCCAA